AUGUUCAGUCUUAUACCAGCUGGAUGGGCGCUGGUGUACUUUUCGAACGGCGUUUGCGGCUUGUUCGGACCUCGAGCAUGCUACAUCGGGUGAUUCUUCCUCCUUCCUUGUUCAAUGAAGGCCCGAAUCUUCUGUUUGCAGCUACAGCUUGAUGCUUCAUUUCUUGAGUCAUUCACUCUGGUCGCUGCUCGUUUCUUUCGUCUACCGCCUCUAUAUUUUGCACAAACCACCCCCGCGGACCAGAAGUCUUUUUCUGAUAAUGUUCGUAGUCUACUCUCCAUCUCUUUUCCAAUGUGUAGGUGAUCAUGACUCGAUGAAUGACCACAAGCAUUUGCAGAUAUCUUUCCUAGAAGCUCAAGAUUCGCAGGAAGAAGUGGAGGAAGCUCUGUUCCGCGAAUUUCCCAGUUAUGAGCUGAAUGGCGCGACUUUGAGCGGAACUGUGGAUAUCCGAUCUUUCUCGGCUCUCUUCACAAUACUCCACAUGACCUUGCCGGUCACUCCCAUCUACAUCACCAUUUUGAUAAAUCGAGGGAAAAUCAUCCAAAAGCUGAAGAACUCGGCCGCGCACAUGGGAAUCAGAACAAAGACCAUGCACAAACAGCUUCUGACGGUUUGCAAAUUGAAAGUUCUUUCUGGGGUAUUCCGAAGAGACACCUCACAGGCUUUGACGUACCAGGCUGUGAUUCCGACCUUUUUCUGGAUAGGUGUUAUGAGCUACGCGACGGGUCAGCUGGGAAUCUACAACCACGAGGCUCUCGAAUACGUCGUUUUCUCCUGUUUGAUGCUGAACCCAGUGCUCAGUCCCCUGGCCACCCUCGUCUUCGUCCGGGCCUUAUAG
This is a messenger RNA of Caenorhabditis auriculariae, 838 nucleotides long. Lineage: Eukaryota; Metazoa; Nematoda; Chromadorea; Rhabditida; Rhabditidae. The record is from the annotation of a GenBank genome assembly.